Molecule: messenger RNA, 3789 nt
Organism: Salvelinus sp. IW2-2015
Lineage: Eukaryota; Metazoa; Chordata; Actinopteri; Salmoniformes; Salmonidae
Product: diacylglycerol kinase alpha
Biological process (GO): lipid phosphorylation; intracellular signal transduction; diacylglycerol metabolic process
Cellular component (GO): plasma membrane
Molecular function (GO): calcium ion binding; ATP-dependent diacylglycerol kinase activity
Source: RefSeq, a predicted model, not a curated record
UGCUAAGGCAUUACAAUGAAUCCUGUCGAUGAAUGCCCCGCCCUCAAAGGCACAUGAGCCUGUGUAGGGAUGUGACUGAAGGAGGGGUUGUUUUGAUUUCUUUUUGUAUUUGGUAGUAUCUUAAUACCCCGUAUCKUAGGUGGCGGCAAUGCACCAAUAGAUGUAGUCUGCCAUAAAACUUUUAAWGAAGAAGAACAAUCGGCGUAAUAAAUACAACCGUGUUUUCGAUUUAGGUGUCAGCCACACUACUGUGAUUUUUUUAUUGUCCCCAUAUUGUAACAAAGUUGACAAAUUCGAUACAUUGUAUUCUUCCUCAACUGCCCACUCGAUAACAAUUCCGUGGCUCUUGUAUUUUYAAUCUGUAGUAGUAUAUUCUGUCAAUUAUCCAUUGUCAAACGCGAGAAGCCCCCCACCUCCUGACUCAAUGGAUUACGUUACUCUAAAUUACACUCCAUUUUCCAAAAUCUAAAUAGGAACUGUCCUAUAAUAUUGUCACCAAGGCGGUGCUAGUGUAAUUGUCGCAAACUGCAAGCCCUUCCCCGCCCACUAAUCCCUUAGAUUUAUAUAAUGCUCUAAUACACGAACAACAUCUGCUCACUUAGUUGUGGCCAUAGCAGUCGCGUAGCCGUCCUAACCAUCCAUAUUCGACCGAAUUCUACUGUGGAUAGCGGGUUUCUUUUGGGUCCACUUGUCCCUCGUCACCAGAGCCAUCUAUUAGGACGCACUUCACCAAAUCUCUCUGACCAGUGUGGGAGAAACUUGCGACCAUGGCGGCUCCAAACCUAGCUAAAGACACAGCUACAAACCCAGACGGGAGGGAUUUGAGCCCUGUGGACUUCAUCCAGCUGCAGCAGUACAUGGAAUAUGGCAGUCUGAGAGUGAAAGAUGUGAUGAAAGAGUUCCAUGCAGGCGGGCGGUUGGUCCAGUACAGAUUUGGAGAGCGAAUCGAUGCAGUUGGCUUCUCUUUGUUCCUCAAGACCUACCUGGAGGCGGAUGACUUCCCUGCUGAUUUCUGCCAACGCCUUUUCCACUACUUCCAGAAUGCAGAGCGAGACGUUUAUAUGAGGAGCCCUCCACCCAAAGGGGGUGGAGUGUACCUCAAAGAUGUGUCUUGUUACUUCUCUGUCUUGGAGGAGGGACAGCCGCGAGACAAACUGGAAUUUACUUUCAAACUUUAUGACAAAGAUGGCAACGGACUCCUGGACAGCUCAGAAGUGGAUCGGAUCAUCACCCAGAUGAUGCGUGCGGCAGAUUACCUGGGUUGGGACGUGACAGAACUCAGACCGGUGCUGAAGGACAUGAUGACGGCGAUGGAUGCUGACAGCAGUGGAGCGGUGACCCUGCAGGAGUGGAUCCAGGGAGGGAUGAACAACGUGCCCCUGUUGGUGCUGCUGGGACUCAAGAUGGCAGAGAGGGAUGGGCAGCACAUCUGGAGGAUGAAGCACUUCAACAAGCCUGUGUACUGCAACGUGUGUCAGAGCAUGCUGCUGGGCCUCAGGAAACAGGGCCUCUGCUGCACCUUGUGCAAGUACACUGUCCAUGGUCACUGUGCCAACAAGAAUCCUGGUCCAUGUGCCUGCACCUUUGUUAAAUCCAAAAAACAGAUUGGGAUUCCAGCUCACGGCUGGGUCAGUGCUGACUGUGACUCCAGUAAGUGUCACUUCUGCAACAAGAAGAUCAAGACCCUGGCAGGGAAGCAUUGCGUGUGGUGCCAACAGAUGCGCCAUGACGACUGUGUCAACUUCGGGUCAUCAUCGUGCGACUGCGGGUCGCUAAGAGACCACAUUCUGCCACCGUGGGCCAUAUACUCAUCCUCCAAGAAGGAUGAAGAAGGAAGGAGUAGUUCCAUGGAGGACACUAACCUGGAGGACAUCACCCCAGACGGGCACAUUCUGCAGAUUGCUCCUAUUCCAGACACCCACCCUCUCCUGGUGUUUGUGAACCCAAAGAGUGGAGGGAAGCAGGGGGAGAGAGUGCUGAGGAAGUUUCAGUAUCUACUGAACCCACGGCAGGUCUACAACCUCUCCAAUGGAGGCCCUGGACCAGGACUGCACUUCUUUCGGAACCUUCAUGACUACAGGAUCCUGGUGUGUGGUGGAGACGGCACAGUCGGCUGGAUUCUAGAUGCUAUAGACAAAGCUGACCUGCCGGUGCGUCCCCCAGUGGCGGUCCUGCCACUUGGCACAGGGAACGACCUUGCUCGCUGCCUCCACUGGGGAGGAGGUUACGAGGGCACAGAUCUYAGAGAGAUUCUGAAGGAGGUCGAGGAGAGCUCGUUGGUUCCUAUGGACCGCUGGAGUGUGCAGGUGAUUUCACAGGACCCCCAGGAGAUAGGAGACCCUGUGCCCAACGAGAUCAUCAAUAACUACUUCUCUAUUGGCGUGGAUGCCUCCAUUGCUCACCGUUUUCACUCCAUGAGGGAGAAGCACCCUCAAAAGUUCAACAGCAGGAUGAAGAACAAACUGUGGUAUUUUGAGUUUGCCACCUCUGAGACCAUCUCUGCCUCCUGCAAGAAGCUAAAGGAGUGUCUCAGCAUUGAGUGCUGUGGGACACCGCUGGACCUGAGCGGUCACUCUCUGGAGGGCCUUGCAGUCAUCAACAUACCCAGCAUGCACGGCGGCUCCAACCUGUGGGGUGAGGCUAAGAAGGCAGACAGAGACAAUGUGUCAGAAGAGGAACCGCCUGAGGUCGUCACUGACCACGACAUUCUGAAAAUGAGCUCACAAGACCUAAGUGACAAGCGGAUUGAGGUGGUGGGGUUGGAGGGGGCGAUUGAGAUGGGUCAGAUCUAUUCUGGGCUGAAGAGGGCUGGACACAGACUGGCUCAAACAUCACAGAUCACUAUCAGGACACAUAAAGCCUUGCCUAUGCAGAUUGAUGGUGAGCCCUGGAUGCAGCCUCCCUGCACUAUCCACAUCACACACAAGAACCAAGCCAACAUGCUGAUGGCUGCUCCUGCCAAAUCAUCAGGCUUCUUCCACCUCAAGUAGAGGAAAGGUGGGCUGCACCACUGAGACUGAAGAGGUCCGGGUGUAGGGGGAAACUUCACCCAGAAGCAGAGGUCCACUGACUGCUGAAGGACCACUGCCAUAAAGGAACCAACAUUUUCGUAAAAACAUUCUUCAUGUCUGAAUUUCUUCCUGAAACACUAGUAGCAAUUGAUUAACAUUGAUACUCUACUCAUUUCCAUAACAAAAAACUCAGAACUAUCCCAGGCUUGUGUUGAUUUGAGUAAGUCCCUUAAUGUUAAGCUUUAUAUUACAUUGCUAUUACAUUUUGUAUCUGUUUGUAUUAGUUAUGUAUAAUUCCAUAGUAUUCCAUGAGUUUGAUUACUUUUAAGCCUUAUUGUUAUGUCUCAGCACAGUAAUAGAUCUCCUGUUUGUUUAUCUGCGUUCUAUAGCAUUUUCACACAAAUGUUUUUGUAUCCAUAUUGAUUAACGUGAUAGGCCAAUAGUCUGUGUCGCUAUAUAAUGCCGUUCAUUGUCAAAUCUAAGUAUGUUUCGCCUACUCAGCAAGUUUCUUGUAGAGGAUACAGCUCAGACAGCUGAGGGUAUCGUUCGCGUUGCCCGACCUCACUUAAAGGCCCAGUGCAGUCAAAUUAGAUUUUUCUGUGUUUUACAUAUAUUUCCACACUAUGAGGUUGGAAUAAUACUGCGAAAUUGUGAAAAUUAUGAUAAUGCCCUUUUCAUGUAAGAGCUGUUCGAAAAGACAGACUGAAAUUUCAGGUGGUUUUGAUGGGAUGCAGUGUUGGCCUGCCUGGUGACAUCAGGUAAAUGCAUUAAAAGAACA